Molecule: messenger RNA, 1530 nt
Organism: Amphimedon queenslandica
Lineage: Eukaryota; Metazoa; Porifera; Demospongiae; Haplosclerida; Niphatidae
Product: radial spoke head protein 3 homolog B-like
Exons: 8
Coding region: 1-1530 (509 amino acids)
Cellular component (GO): cilium
Source: RefSeq, a predicted model, not a curated record
AUGGCGACUGGGACUGUGACGAGGAACCCCGAGAGCGCUGGUGCCUACAGCUAUUCCUCUCAACCCCGUACUGUCCACCAGCAACAGAAAUACAGAGAAGUAGAUACCGUGAGACCUUGUAACAUAAUGUAUGAUAAACGUGUAGUACGUGGAAAUACAUAUGCACUCCAUACACUCCCAGCAUCAUCUCAACCCAAUCCUCUAGAGCUCCAAAAACAACAAGAGACACGAAGACGAGUCCUUGCUCACAAGCGUGCCAGAGAACAGAUGAGGAUCCACUCACCUCCUCCAGUUGAGGGACGGAAACACAUUGAUGUACAGACCGAGCUCUACCUUGAAGAGAUCACUGAUAGGGUGGAGGAGGUUGAUGUCCACACACAGACUGAUGCUUUCCUGGAUAGGCCACCUACACCGCUCUUUAUACCAGCUAAAACCGGAAUGGACGUUGCCACUCAAAUAGAAGAGGGGGAUCUUUUUAACUUUGAUCUUGAGGUCCAGCCAAUUCUUGAAGUGUUGGUUGGGAAGACUGUAGAGCAAGCUCUUUUGGAGGUGAUGGAGGAAGAGGAACUGGCUGCGCUCAGGGAACAGCAAAGGAUAUUUGAAGGGAACAGGAAUGCUGAACUCAUUGAGACACAGAGACUUGAGGAGCAAGAGAGACGCCGACGAGAAGAAAAGGAGAGACGAAUGCAGCAACAAAGAGAAGCUCUGAUGAAAGAGAAAGAGACAGCAGAGAAAGUUGCUGCCAGAGCAUUUGCACACAGUUACUUGUCAGACCUUGUGCCAGCAGUAUUCACUAACCUCAGCAACAAAGGAUUCUUUUAUGAUCCUAUACAGAGAAACAUUGAGACAACAUUGAUGCCAUGGCUAACAUCAGAAGCACAGAAAAUACUUGAUAAGAAACUAACUGCCAGAUAUCUGCUUGAUACUAUUAUACGAAGAGCUGUUAAAAGGAAUUUAGGUAUCAUCACUCCUGUUCCUACCCCUAAGGAUGAAGAAGAACCACCAGCCACUGAAGAAGAACCACCCUCAACAGUAGAAGGAGAACAACCUCCUUCAACAGGUGAAGGGGAGCAACCUCCUCCUCCAACAGGUGAAGGAGCUGAGGAUAAGCCUUCUGGAGAAGAAGACAAACCAUCUGCAGAUAAAGAUAAACCAACUGAAGUUGAAACGCCUGCAGGUGAGGGAGAGAAGCCUGCAGAAGAGGGAGGAGAUAAACCUGUUAGCACUGAAGAGGGAGGAGAGGGAGAUAAGCCUGCAGAAGAAGGAGAUAAGCCUGCAGAAGAAGGAGAUAAGCCUACAGAAGAAGGGGAUAAGCCUACAGAAGAAGGGGAUAAGCCCGCUGCAGAAGACAAGCCUGCAGAAGGAGAGAAGCCUGCAGAAGACAAGCCUGCAGAAGAAGGAGAGAAGCCUAUAGAAGAGGGAGACAAGCCAGCAGAUGUUCCUGCAGAACUAGAUGGUGAAAAGUCUACGAAUUUAGAAGGUGAAGGUGAAGGAGCACCUGUUGAAGGUAAAGUAAAAGCCACGCCUUGA